AUGAAAGGAUGGACAAAAAGUUGGUUUGGACUAUCCAAGAAAAGUUCUCCCAACCAAAAUGGGGGCCUGUCAAACUCUGAAAGUGGUCGUAGUCCCCUGACUGUGAAAACGAAUCAUUCACUAGAAGAAAAUGUAACAGCGAAGAAAGAAAUACAUACAAGGGGUGCAAUAAGAGAUAUGGAAAUGACUUCCGCUAGUCCAAAUGCAAACGAAGAUGUCUUGAUGUCAGGCGAAUCCUCUGCAGUUCAGAGGGGUGCAUCAAAUUACCCUCAUCGUAUUAGUUCUGACAUUCUUCCUGAAGUAGAUCACGAACCUUCUGGCUAUUUAAAGUUAAACAUCGAUUCAUUGAAAUUGGAAGGAAAUCACACAGAUGCUGCCAUGGCAAUGGAAUGCACUUCUUUUAAGCAAUUGUUCCUUGUUAUUCAAUUUGGGACGUCAGAGUAUGUAUCUCCCCCGUUGAAAUGGAAAUCUUCCACGCGGGAUACUGCGAUAUCGAUCCCUUCUCGUGACUCUUCAGCAGCUGCAAGCCGAGCUUCUUCUAUGCUAAGCAAUUUCACCUAUAACACUUCAACCAUGAGCUAUUGCCCCACGUCCUCUACUCCUAACCCAUCAGCACCUUCCCACGUAGUUUUUGAUGUUGCAAACAGAUUACCUGUGGAAUUAAAUAUUUACGAUCAUUCGCGCGGAAAUUGCUUCGUUGGACAGACUGUGAUCCAUCCAUGUUAUAAUUACAAUCAAUACGAGCAAUUUAAUAGCCCCGUAGAGGUCUCUCCUGCUUAUGCUCAAUUAGUUGACUUGCGUUUGGAGCUAAGUUCCGUAUUUCAGCCACUAAUAAAAAAGUCAUAUGCGCCCGAGGAUUUUGAACCGCUUAAGCUAAUUGGAAAAGGAACAUUCGGGCAGGUUUAUUUAGUAAGAAAAAAAGACACUCGUCGCAUAUAUGCCAUGAAAAUUUUGUCAAAGAAGGUAAUUGUUCGCCGUAAAGAAGUUGCACAUACUAUAGGUGAACGAGAUAUCCUUGUCCAAACAGCAGCUGCAGAUUCUCCAUUUAUUGUUGCGCUUCGAUUUUCCUUUCAAACACCUAAAGAUCUCUAUCUUGUGACUGACUACAUGGCUGGUGGAGAGCUGUUCUGGCAUCUUCAAAAAUCCAUUCGGUUUCCUGAAGCUCGUGCGAAAUUUUACAUUGCUGAACUGUUGUUAGCAUUACAAGCACUUCACAAACGUGGUAUAGUUUACAGAGACCUUAAACCUGAAAACAUUCUUUUGGAUGUUCAGGGACAUAUAGCACUUUGUGAUUUCGGCUUGUCGAAAGCGAAUCUAACUGUGGGAUCCACCACGAGAACCUUUUGCGGUACUACGGAUUAUCUGGCACCUGAGGUAAUCUUAGACGAAGGAGGUUAUGAUAUGAUGGUAGAUUUCUGGUCUUUGGGCGUUUUGCUUUAUGAAAUGACAUGCGGGUGGAGCCCUUUUUAUGCUGAAAACACUCAACAAUUGUACAAGAAUAUUGUUUUUGGAAAAGUUCGCUUUCCUCGUGGGUUGCUUUCGGCUGAAGCAAGAGAUUUGAUAAAACUGUUACUUAACCGUAAUUCUAAGAACAGACUUGGGGCUAAUGGGGACGCUGAAGAAGUGAAAAGACAUGCAUUUUUUGACGACAUAGACUGGGAAAAACUUAAUGCAAAGAAACUUAGUCCACCAUUUAAACCUAUCGUUGAAGGAGAAUUUGAUGUCUCAAAUUUUGACGUCGAGUUUACCAACAAAGAAGUCCCGGCGGAUUUUGUCGCUGUCGGUGACAUGUCUACGUCUGCUCCCCUCUCUUCGACUGUUCAAAAUGGGUUUAAAGGUUUUACUUAUGUUGAUAGCAGUGCAAUGGAUGAUGCUUAUAAUUCAGAGCCAGAAUCCCCGACUUCUUCAGCUUCUUCAUUCCACGCUGAUUAUCAUAACCAAGAUAUUAACCGUACGAAUGACGAUUUUUUCAUGGAGCAUAUUGAUCCUUAA
This is a messenger RNA of Schizosaccharomyces octosporus yFS286, 1992 nucleotides long. RefSeq names its product AGC/AKT protein kinase Sck2. Gene Ontology annotation, biological process: protein phosphorylation. Gene Ontology annotation, molecular function: ATP binding; protein serine/threonine kinase activity. The coding region runs from base 1 to 1992 and encodes 663 amino acids. The transcript has a single exon. The record is from RefSeq and is a predicted model, not a curated record. NCBI's taxonomy places the organism in Eukaryota, Fungi, Ascomycota, Schizosaccharomycetes, Schizosaccharomycetales, Schizosaccharomycetaceae.